GGAGCCGGCACAGCGACAGGCGCCCGGCGCUCGCCUCCUCCCCGGCCCGGCUGCCUCUUGCAGGCAGCUGCUCUGUCCGCGCGGGGAGCUCAGCCCGGCGCCCCGCCCCGGCGCCCAUGACCAGCGACUUCCAGAAGUCCUGACGCCCCAGGUAGGCGGCCGAGUUCCCCAGGGAACUUUGAGGAUGUGGGGAGAAAAGGGGAGAAAGACUGCCAGGGGACGGGUCUUACAAGAAGCGGAGAAAUUGAGCCAACCGUCACUCUGAACCUCCGCUGCCCCAUACACUCACCCUAGUAUCUCCUUCAAGACCCUCUUCGAAGGGGUCUCUGGGCUCCAAGGAGCUCCAGGCUUCGCAAUGGCAGAAACUUAGCUUUCAGCACCGCGGACAGCGUCUCCGCUGCCCAGCUCGGUGGCGAUGCCUUGAUCGCGCCGCCACUACCCGGCGGGACUCUCCCAGGAUGACACUCCUAGUUUGGUGCACUCGGGUGGGUGUGCAAAUACAGGCGCCCUUGAAGUACUGAUCCGUGUGCAUGUGAGUGCAUGUUCUCCUGGUGUGUAUCUGCAAAAACUCAGAAGUCCGAGUGGGCAUUUCACUCACUCAACAGGGUGCAAAUCUGGCCGAGAUGAACGCGAGCGCCGCCUCGCUCAACGACUCCCAGGUGGUAGUAGUGGCGGCCGAAGGAGCAGCGGCGGCGGCUACAGCAGCAGGGGGGACGGACACCGGCGAAUGGGGACCCCCUGCUGCGGCGGCGGCUCUGGGAGCCGGUGGCGGGGCUAAUGGGUCGCUGGAGCUGUCCUCGCAGCUGUCAGCUGGGCCACCGGGACUCCUGCUGCCAGCGGUGAACCCGUGGGACGUGCUCCUGUGCGUGUCGGGGACAGUGAUCGCUGGAGAAAAUGCGUUGGUGGUGGCUCUCAUCGCGUCCACCCCGGCGCUGCGCACGCCCAUGUUCGUGCUGGUGGGCAGCCUGGCCACCGCUGACCUGCUGGCGGGCUGUGGCCUCAUCCUGCACUUUGUGUUCCAGUACAUGGUGCCCUCGGAGACUGUGAGUCUGCUCACGGUGGGCUUCCUCGUGGCCUCCUUCGCUGCCUCUGUCAGCAGCCUGCUGGCCAUUACGGUGGACCGCUACCUGUCCCUCUAUAACGCGCUCACCUAUUACUCGCGCCGGACCCUGCUGGGCGUGCACCUCCUGCUUGCCGCCACCUGGACCGUGUCCCUAGGCCUGGGGCUGCUGCCCGUGCUGGGCUGGAACUGCCUGGCAGAGCGCGCCGCCUGCAGCGUGGUGCGCCCGCUGGCGCGCAGCCACGUGGCACUGCUCUCUGCCACCUUCUUCGCGGUCUUCGGCAUCAUGUUGCACCUGUACGUGCGCAUCUGCCAGGUGGUCUGGCGCCACGCACACCAGAUCGCGCUGCAGCAACACUGCCUGGCACCGCCCCAUCUCGCGGCCACCAGAAAGGGCGUAGGUACGCUGGCCGUGGUGCUGGGCACUUUCGGCGCCAGCUGGCUGCCCUUCGCCAUCUAUUGCGUGGUGGGCAGCCACGAGGACCCGGCGGUUUACACUUACGCCACCCUGCUGCCUGCCACCUACAACUCCAUGAUCAAUCCCAUCAUCUAUGCCUUCCGCAACCAGGAGAUCCAGCGUGCCCUGUGGCUCCUGUUCUGUGGCUGUUUCCAGUCCAAAGUGCCCUUUCGUUCCAGGUCCCCCAGCGAGGUCUGAAGGGCUCGCUCCGUGUCCUCUCGCCAACACCACACCCGCAACAAGCUAGCCUUUGGUAAGCUCGGUGUCUGCUGAUGAACUCUGAGAUCCCAAUGCCAUGAGUCUGACUUUGAAAAGAAAAAGGGACUAAAGAGAAAUGCAACAAACUCACAAGGACAAAGAGGCUUGUUGGCACUUUACAUAUACAGUGUAUACAUGUGUACAUAUAUAUACAAAUAUUUGUAUCUUCUGGGGGUGUUCAGGAUGUGGAGCUUCCUAUUCUGUGAAAAAUCAAGAAAAUGAUAUGGUUGUAUACUCAAAUUUUACAUCACAUUUGUCAAGCGAAGACAUUCCGAUACUGCUUAAUUAUAGCACUUUAUUUUUAGCUGCUGAACUGCCAAAACAGUGUUGCCAUUUUCGAGGGCAGGGAAAAGGGAGUAAAAGGUGUAUUUUUGUUGUAUGUGAUAGAAUAUUUUGCUGCACAUGCAUCAACAAAUUACAACAUAUUUUGUACAAGAAUAAACCCAUUAUAAGAAUGUAA
Saimiri boliviensis boliviensis (Bolivian squirrel monkey) is the source of this 2235-nucleotide messenger RNA. NCBI's taxonomy places the organism in Eukaryota, Metazoa, Chordata, Mammalia, Primates, Cebidae. The record is from RefSeq and is a predicted model, not a curated record.